ACGGCCCGCCCGCCCAUCCAGCACUGCCACCGCUCCAGCCGUUCCUCGCUCGGCUGCCGGAAGGGAUUUUGCGCCCUUCCGCCGCAGGGUCACGUGACAUCCCCUUGGUAACGCAAGAUGGCGGCGCCCAUGUUGCUGCCCGAGUCCCCUCUGGGGAAGUUGAGCCAUCAAAAAUACAGAGCUAUUCUGAAGAAAGAGAAGCGAAAAAAAAAGCGACAGGCUCUUGCAAAACUAAGAGACUCAGAAGCUACAGAAAAAGAUGAAUCUGUGUCUGAGGAGGAAGAGGAGGAACUGGAAGAAGAGGAAGAAGAAGAGGAAGAAAAGAAACUUGAGGCAGAAAGACAACAACUACAUGAGCAGUGGUUGCUGAGAGAAGAAAAGGCCCAAGAAGAGUUCAAGCUUAAGAAAGAAAAAGAAGAGGCUGCAAGAAAACGUCAAGAAGAAGAAGAGAGGAAGAUCAAAGAAGAAUGGGAAGAGCAGCAAAGAAAAGAGAGAGAAGUGGCACAGCAGAAGCAACAGGAGAAGAGAGAGAGAGAGGCAGCUGUGCAGAGGAUGCUGGAUCAAGCUGAAAGCCAGCUGGAGAAUGGUGUGACCUGGCAUAACCCAGAGCCCCCAGAGAAUAUAGGAACAGAGAAGGACAGAGCAAAUUGCCCAUUCUAUAUUAAAACCGGUUCCUGCCGAUUCGGAGACAGGUGUUCUCGCAAGCAUAACUAUCCAACAUCUAGUAAGACACUACUUGUUCGAGGGAUGUUCAUUACUUUUGGCAUGGAGCAGUGCCGGAGGGAUGACUAUGACACAGACGCGAGUCUUGAGUACAGUGACGAAGAGACCUACCAGCAGUUCCUGGAGUUCUACGAGGACGUGCUCCCUGAGUUUCAGAACGUGGGGAAGGUUGUUCAAUUCAAGGUCAGUUGCAACUAUGAGCCUCACCUGCGAGGAAAUGUGUAUGUCCAGUAUCAGUCGGAGAAGGACUGUCAGGCAGCUCUUGCUCUAUUCAGUGGACGAUGGUAUGCAGGCCGACAGCUUCAUUGUGAAUUUUGUCCUGUGACAAGGUGGAAGACUGCUAUAUGUGGCUUAUUUGAAAGGCAGAAGUGUCCAAGAGGGAAGCACUGCAACUUUCUGCAUGUGUUCAAAAAUCCAAGCAAUGAUCUUUGGGAUGCCAGUAGAGACAUACGUAUUUCUCCUGAACGGACUAAUCAGUUGUCUAAAAACUCUGAAAGGAGAAACAGAUCGAGCCAUCGUGAUGACUAUUACAGCCGGUCAAGGAGAAGGGGCAGCCCAAGCCCUGAUCAUUCCUAUCGAAGGAAUGGAGAAUCUGAGAGAAAAAAGAAUCGCCGCAAAAACAAGAGAAGGCGCCGGUCUGGCAGGUCAAGAAGUCGAGAAAGGAGGAGGUCUCGCAGCAGGGGGAGAAAGAGGAGGGGCCGCAGUCGCAGCAGAAGUCAUAGUCGAACACGCAGCAGGAGCAGAAGUCGGAGUUCGUCUCGAUCGAGGAGCAGGGGUAAAAAGAGAUCGAGCAGCAGAGGAAAGAAUAGUUAAACUCCCAAAACAAAGAGAGAAUUACUUUUAGAAUUUGCUAAUUGAUCAAACAUAGAGCUGACAAAUCUUUCCAGUAGGGCACCAGAUAUAUUUGAGUUUCAAAUAAAAGUGUUCUUGCACAUUAAAAUGUUUCUUCCUAAUAAAGGAACCUAGUUCAUUGUGUGCUAAGCUUCAGAAAAGUAUAAGUCCUAUAUAAGGUGUGAAUGUCAAGUACUCUAGCUACUCUGUCCCUCUGAACUGCUUUACCAUCUGGAUGCAUACUGAGUACAAAUAGAAAGAGAAGUAAAGCUUAUUUGGUAUAUGCUUAUUUCUGUGUUACGUGUGUGUUAAGUGUUUACUGUCCCUGUAAGGAGUUAGUACAGAACAGCCAGUGUGCUGUAAAUUCACACCACAGCAUACUGCAAAUUGAAGUCUGUGUAGAAGACUGCCAUUUAGAUUUUCCGUCUGUUUAUGGGAAAUCUCUUUUCUAGACAAAGUAAAUAUAAUCAUGUUAUGAGUUGGAGAAAAGGGAUCUAAAAGACAUCACUGUUUGGUUGUACAAUACUUGCCCAGUAGGAGCUUUGUGGUCAUAAGUGUCAGAUUUUUCUCUCUCCCCUGACUGAGCUGCUAAGCUAAUUGCCUGCAGGGAUUGCAGCAGGCUAAAACCAAGUAGGAAGUACACAGAAAAACAAUCAGUUUAUUCAGUACCUUAAUCCCUACGUAAGAGUGGAGACCAUGCACUUGUAAUCCUUAAGUGAGGAUAGGAAAUACUUUGCAUACCUCUUGGUUGCUUACCAUUUGUAGUUGAAAACAACCUGCCUAGCCUGUGAUGGAGUGGUGGAAAAGUGUACAUCUGGUAACCAAACACACGUAUGUCGUUGUGAAGCCCCACAAUGGUUGCAGAGUGGCUAAAGAAAUGGAAGGGUUUUAUACCUGAAACAAUACUUUAAGUUGUUUUGCAGAGGAGAACGUGAUGUAAAGUCUUUUUAGGCUUAUUGUACAGUUUAGGGCAUCCUACUGCCUGGCUUCCCUAUGGUUAAGGUGGAAAGUAGGAUACAUAAAAAUGAAGUUAUCAGGACAAAACCUUUUUUAAAUGACAGCUACGUUUGCAAAGUACCUGUAAUUAGAUAAAUCCUUACAAAUAUUGCUUCAGUUUUAAAUGAAAGACUUGUGCUGUUAGAUGGACUGUACUUCACACUGUUUAACUUCAGGUAUUUACCUUAGGCACCCAGGUGUCCUUUGGCGCUUGGAGAGAGCAGUUUGUGGCACUGAAGGUGCAGGUGGCCUGAAUGGUCUGCAGAGACACCUCCCUCUCUUUAGCCUCUCCAAAGAACUUGGGCUCCUGCCUGUGGAGUACAGUUCACACCACCUAAGUUAGAAGCCUAAAGUAGACAUGAAAUGCUCCCAAAUAGAUACUUGUUAUGACUUCAACAAUACAACAAAGUCCUGUAGAAAAUCUGGAUAUCCAAACUUUAUGAUAGCAUUCCUCACAGCAAGAAGAGUUUUCCUCCAGGAUAGUUAAGAGUGAAUGAACAUUGCUUCUGGAUAUAAUAUAUAUAUUUUUGGUUUUCUAAAUGCAUACUGCACCUAGCAUGCUGAUUAUACAUUUUCCUUCUUUCAUGUGUAACUGUUGACCAAUAUGGAGUAAUACAGCAAAAGUGCUAUAUAUUGAUGUUCAGUUCAAACCCGACUUUCACUAUAUAUUGUCAUAACUGUAGGCAGAAUUGUAGCUUAGUUGAUUUGAUUAAAUGUUUUAGUUAUUAACAGAUGUAGGAGUUGUAAUUUAAUAGCAUAACUUUUGAAAUAAUAACAACUUUGUUUGAAAGGCAUAUUUCAAAGGAUAGACGGCACUAAGUUUUAAGUUAUGUUUGAGGAAUUUGUGACCAUCAGUUUCUCAUGGUGUAUCUUCUUCUGACUAGACCUUACAGACAGAUUUUCCCCGAGGUUUCUAUUUUUCAUAGAUGCUCACUUGUCUAGUUGGGUCACUUGUGUAGAAUAUGGCAAACUCUCGUUCAGUUCCGUGGAGCAGAAUCAAACUUGCUGAGAUGCACCGACAGGGCAAUGACAUCUUCCUUUCACUGGUGCUGACUUGCCUCCAGUGACUCGUGCUGGUCAGCCAAGCCUACCGUUUACAGCCCUCGGGUGGAAGAGUUGACUUAUGCCAUCUGUAUGUAGCCCAUUGUACAUCCAGUGUUGUGCAGCAGGCUGUUGCUGAUCGUUAUCUGGGCAAAAUCCAUCCCUGAGCUUAAUGGAAUGCAUGGUGGGAACCUUGUGACCGGUCAGGUGAAGCAAGCAAAGCUGGCCUCUGUAGGAUUAGAAACCAAGUGCCAACUAAGACCCAUGUGAGAAUUCCACAGGUAAUUAGGCUCCAUGUCCCCAUGGUUUUGUAAUGGGAUUUGGGAAGCUGAGCUGCUGUAUUUUUUUAAAAAAGGUUCUUAAAGACUGACUAAGAAAUGCAUGUAAAAGUUUAAAUACACUUAUUUCUGCUACUAUAAUGGGUGAAGCUUCAGCUGUUUUUCUUGAGGUCUGGACCCAAACUUACUGGCUGUACCUGUGCAUUGUAGGACUGGUAGAUGUAAUUAGCAUUCACUUUCACAUGCAGCCUGUCUGUUACACAGAAAUGGAGUGCUGUAGAUCUGACAUUUAGUUUGCAUUUGUUAGCAUGAAACCUGGACUUCAACUUCAGAGUUCAUAUAUUUCAGUGUUAUUUCCCUACUUCAUAAUCUUAAGUAGUGUUAUAUGCAUGGUUUUGUGUUUCUUUAUUAGCCAAGUGAGCUAUUUAUUCUGAAGAAACAGAGUAGAAGUUUUUAAAUGUUAAGCUUAAUUGUUUUUCUGAAGGGGAGAAGCCCCAGAAAACAUAGAAAGGAUUUACAUUUGCAAAGCACAGCUUGUUCGCACUGUGUGUUAUUCUGUGUAUUCCACAUACAAGGACCUUAUGAAGUGAACUAAUAUUGGCCAAGUUUUGUUUUGAAUGACUGCUUAGAAGCAGCAGCUUUCAGAAUUCUUUUUUUUUUUAAUUUAUGAAUUCUGUGAGGAUCACUGAGGUGCUUUAGAGCGAUGAUGAAAGCGGGGUUCGCACAGAGCUGCAAGGGCCCUUUCUGACAGGGCCUGCCAGGCAGCUCACAGGGCAGCUGGGCUGGGGAGCAGGCCCCACUCUUGCCCUUCUCCCGUGGAAGGAGGAGCAAGCCCAAGUUGGGCAGCCCGUGGAUCCAGUAGCAGACAGUCCCAGCAGGCACAGGCAGUAGGUGUUACUGCCCAGCAGCAUCUCAGCAUCGGGGAACUGGGCUCCCCGCAGCCUACUCCAAGGUCUGGCUGGCAGCUGCUCCCGUGUGACUUCCCUUCCUACCUGGCCGCAGCAGCUGCCCACUGCCACCGCAGGGUGGGAAGGGCAGCAGACCUUCACAUGCUGAAUGCCAGGCUUGCUUUUUAAACAGGGGGAUCAAGCACACCUGAAAAGGCCUUUCUUCUUCACCCCUUCCCUUGCUUAUAGGGCAGGUGGACUGAAAUGUGUCCUACAUAACUUCUCAGCUCUGCAUCCUUUGAUGAUAGCAUGUCUUUCUCAGAUUCAGUGUUGCAUUGCUGCAGUGACAUUCCUGUGUGCUAAGUAACUUUUUUCAGAAGAAAUGCAAGAGCCUGCUUAAGAUAUGCUAUUGCUUCCUGUCCUGGAUCAGUGCUUCUUAGAAAACAUGAAAGUUUGUGCUAGUUAAUACCUUUAAAGCUUAAUUUACUUACUUAUAUCAUCUAAACAGCACAGCUCAUUUAGCUUUCACUGAAAGUUUGUUGCAAUUAAAAUAAACCCCUACUAUUCCACAUAUCCGUCUAUUCAGCACUGAUAUAUCAGCUGAAUUCACUAUCUCUAAUAAAAGAGAGAAAAUUGCUAAGUUCCACUUUGCUAACCUACAAGGCUCAUCACAAAGGAAGCUGUACAGGCAUAGCCCAUGGCACACGCUAACUUAACAAAGGCAGCCACAGGGUGACAGCCACAGCAGAUGUUUAAGAAGGCCUCUUCAAAUUAAAGACGGGUUCAGUGAUGAAGACACUCAAGCCAACAAUUACUUACCUAAGCAAUCAAAAAAUUCUGAUUCUUUAGCUUCCUCCCACCCCCUCUCCAUGAGAUAGGAAAUUUAAGAAACAAAAUUUUAAUUUCACAUUAGAUUUAAAAAAUGCCCCAACAUGGUAAGUUUUCACCAUGGUUUUGCUGAAAACAUCAACCAGUUCAGUUCUUUUAGAAGGCUGGAGAACACAUUAAUCUGAGAAAUUUUUGGUUGCAACUAGGAUUGUGAAUGUUGCAUUGACUUGCUUGUAAUUCCAUGUAAGGACCUGAACAUUGAGUCUGUAUGAUCCAGAACCCUCUCUCAAUCAACAUGUGGUUUGUUUUCAUUUUCAAAUCAAGUGGCUCUACCACAUCAAUUUAACAUCCACUUCAAUAAAUUUCACCUUUAAUGUGGUAAGCCUUCCAAAAACUUGCUAAUUUAUCACUUUCUGUACAAUUUAAAUGGAUGUAAAUAACUAAUCUUGGACACAGUAUACUCACACAUUUUUUAAUAAAGUGCUCAAGAACAGGUUAAGCACUGUAAUAAAAUUUCCCUUUUUUAAGCUA
Columba livia (rock pigeon) is the source of this 6115-nucleotide messenger RNA. It is a transcript of the gene ZRSR2, whose product is annotated as zinc finger CCCH-type, RNA binding motif and serine/arginine rich 2. The transcript is spliced from 11 exons. Gene Ontology annotation, biological process: mRNA splicing, via spliceosome. NCBI's taxonomy places the organism in Eukaryota, Metazoa, Chordata, Aves, Columbiformes, Columbidae. Bases 118 to 1536 code for a protein of 472 amino acids. Gene Ontology annotation, cellular component: U2AF complex; spliceosomal complex. Gene Ontology annotation, molecular function: metal ion binding; pre-mRNA 3'-splice site binding. The record is from RefSeq and is a predicted model, not a curated record.